UGAUUUAUGAGUAGAACACUCAAGAUAUAUGGCCAUGAGGUGCACCUUGAGAAAGGCACUGGUAAGAGACCCUUGCACAGAAACAAAAUCACGAAAAGUCCUUCUUUGUUAGCCAAGAAAAGAAGAAAGGAUAGAUUCCUUAAAAAUGCAAUCCGAUGCUGAGAAAGAAUCAGCAUCAGAAGGACUCUUCGAGAGAAGCUGAAUUUCGAUAGUGUAGCCGAAGCCUAUACGACUCCAGAGAAAGAACAAGAGUAUAUGAAAUCUUACAAUGAAGAAAAACCUAUUAAAGAUUGAUCGUCUAAAAAGUGAAGGAAAGUAACUAUAACUAGUGAUGUGAACACAUCUGACACUAAGCCAAGAUCAAUGAGCAUUGAUACUAAACUCAGAAGAAAUAGCCAGAAGGUGACUCUACUUGGAAUCAAUGGUAGCGCUACCAUAAGCGAAGCUACGAAACUUGGCAGCAGCUGACAGGGCUCCAACAAGAUACUUCCUACUACUAAGGAGGUUCGAUUAGUGACUCAAAAGUUGCAAAAGCUGACUUUAAACCCAGAGAGCCUAUACUUUUCCGACGCGAAGAAGCUGACUGAUAAAUUUCUCAAAGAGAGUAAAAUCAAAGGGGAAUUAGAGACAUCAAUAUUCAAAGAUGCCAUGAAAAAGUGUAAAAAUUUAAAAAAAUUUAAGAAGACACCAUCUAUUCUGAGGGCGAUGAAGAGAGGAGACUCUAAAUUUGAGGACAGCCUGGAUAUCCUUCAAAACUUGAGGGAUAAAGUAGCCAAGGACAUCAUCUUAGAAGAAGAUGAACAGGAUAAUGACCCCAUGCAAGAACUUAUAGAUGCUAAUACGAAGAAGCAAUGAGAUACCAAGGUCUAUAAGCCAUUAGGAUGCACAAUAGAUGAAUCUUGAACUUCAGAUGAAGAUGACAUACGAGGAAAUCAUAAUAAACCCAAAACUAAGCAGCCAUCCUUUAUGGCUCCACUUGAGACAAGGAUGAAAAUUAUGUCAAGUCUCUACUCGAACACCCCAAAUAUAAAAAGAAUGAAGACUGACAACAAUAUUUUGGAGGGCUAACAAAGAAGCAACUCCACAAGCAGCUGGCAAACUUGCAAAACUAAUUUCAGAAGAGAAAUCAUCUUCUAUAA
This is a messenger RNA of Moneuplotes crassus, 1139 nucleotides long. The record is from the annotation of a GenBank genome assembly. Lineage: Eukaryota; Ciliophora; Spirotrichea; Euplotida; Euplotidae.